Lasiosphaeria miniovina is the source of this 523-nucleotide messenger RNA. RefSeq lists its product as uncharacterized. The transcript is spliced from 3 exons. Lineage: Eukaryota; Fungi; Ascomycota; Sordariomycetes; Sordariales; Lasiosphaeriaceae. The coding region runs from base 48 to 458 and encodes 136 amino acids. The record is from RefSeq and is a predicted model, not a curated record.
CACUCUCAGACGGCCGUACUGACGCCUAUAACUCUACUUUCAUUGAGAUGGUGCCGAUUUUGUCUGCCUUUAAGAUCACCACCGUUGCAACAUAUACCACAACCAUUACGGCAGGCUCGACCAGUGAGACAAGCACGGCGGCGACUCUGUCAGGGUCGAGAAAUAGCUUGAUUGCUGGUGCAGCAACAGGGUCGAUCGUAGGAUUGACGAUGAUACUCGGGGCCCUUACCUAUUGGAUUCGUCGCCGAAAAAAUCGUUUGGCUGCGGAGUCAAUAGUACGCUCCGAGUCUGCAGACCCAAUCUACGAUAAAGCGCAACUGCACAGUGACCAAUUGACACCGCCAGGGGAAUUUGAUGCCUCGCCGAUACCCCCGCGAGAAAUGGAAGCCUCUACAAUUCGCCCGCAAGAAAUGGAUGCGUCAACAUCGGCGCAAGAGAUAGUUAAGCAGCGAACCUGAUUAGGGAAAGUCAUGUAAAUCAUCUCUUUGCCACAAGCGCUCUAAGCAGAUGCUCUUUCCAAUAG